This is a messenger RNA of Suillus fuscotomentosus, 1269 nucleotides long. RefSeq lists its product as uncharacterized. The transcript is spliced from 8 exons. NCBI's taxonomy places the organism in Eukaryota, Fungi, Basidiomycota, Agaricomycetes, Boletales, Suillaceae. Bases 144 to 1040 code for a protein of 298 amino acids. The record is from RefSeq and is a predicted model, not a curated record.
UUAACGUUGGCCCCCCCCUCGCGCCUGUCCUUCUGCCCUCCCCAUCCUACUCAGUUGGCCCCCCCCUCGCGCCUGUCCUUCUGCCCUCCCCAUCCUACUCAGUUGCCAUAAAUGGUGACUUAGACAAUACGGUCACAUGACACAUGAUGUGUCUUCUCCGUCGCCUCCCAUCUUCCUCGACGGUCGUUAACGUUGGCCCCCCGUAUUGCACACACCCUUCCCCAGUAGCGAAAUUUAUAGAAUUCUCCCUGUUCGUCGUGAAAUUGUCCUGGGUAUCCUAUUCACUCAGCCGCAACAGUCUACUAGUCAACAAAGAUAAUCAUCGAGCUGCUUGGUGUAUCCUCCGUUAUUCAACACGAUUGUCGCAACCAACAUCAUCGAGGGCUUUAAAAACCCGCAUCAGAGCGCAGCAUAUCUCAAGAAUCAUGCUUCAUUCCCUCUGGAAUUCUUCACCCGUGUCACGCAAGAGAUGCAGGAGCGUCUGCAGUGGUUCAAAAACACUAUCGAACAAAUUGAGCAGAAACUAUCUGCAUCGGCAUCUCAGUCUCAAAAUACACCCCAAGACAUCGAAGACUACCAAAACCUAUGAUCACUGGACCUCCGCCCAGAACUCCUUCAAGGGCGUUUCUGUCACGCUCGUCCACCAGUUUCAGACCGCCGCUCUUGCUGUUCUCAAGCAGAACAAUGUUCGUGCACUGGACCUCCGCCCAGAACUCCUUCAAGGGCGUUUCUGUCACGCUCGUCCACCAGUUUCAGACCACCACUCUUGCUGUUCUCAAGCAGAACGACGUUUGUGCACUGGACCUCCACCCAGAUUCACCACAGUUCAGCCAGUUCAAGAACUCCUUCAAGGGUGUUUCUGUCGCGCUCGUCCACCGGUUUCAGACCACCGCUCUUGCUGUUCUCAAGCAGAACGACGUUUGUGCACUGGACCUCCACCCAGAUUCGCCACAGUUCAGGCAGGGCAUUUCUGUCAUGCUUGUCCACCGGCCGGGCCUCGAAAAUAUCCAAGGAUUGGUUGCCAACGCUGGAAACUUUGAGUUUGAGAACACGACGGUCAAGGACUACUUCAAGAAAGCUUGGGGUCGCGGCAGCAGCAUCAUGGUUCUGUAUGCGCUAGUGUUUGGUUUGGCAGAUGGUAUCCUACGGUACUCACUCUUGUGCUCAGUAUGUAGUUGAAAUUCAGUGUGAUGCUUUACUAGUGUAGUCUACUAUGUGUUACGACAGUGCGGGUCAAUCAAAAUUGAGAGCCAAGUGAAUUUUAAAACA